AUGACCCACUGUUGCUCGCCUUGCUGUCAGCCUACCUGCUGCAGGACCACCUGCUGGAAGCCCACCACUGUGACCACCUGCAGCAGCACACCCUGCUGCCAGCCCUCCUGCUGUGUGUCCAGCUGCUGCCAGCCUUGCUGCCGCCCAACUUGCUGUCAAAACACCUGCUGCAGGACCUGCUGCCAGCCCACCUGUGUGAACAGCUGCUGCCAGCCUUCCUGCUGCAGCACACCCUGCUGCCAGCCCACCUGCUGUGGGUCCAGCUGCUGUGGCCAAACCAGCUGUGGGUCCAGCUGUGGUCAGAGCAGCUCCUGUGCACCUGUGUACUGCAGAAGAACCUGCUACCACCCCACGACUGUCUGCCUGCCUGGUUGCUUCAACCAGAGCUGUGGCUCCAGCUGCUGCCAGCCCUGCUGCCGCCCAGCCUGCUGUGAGACCACCUGCUGCAGGACCACUUGCUUCCAGCCCACCUGUGUGUCCAGCUGCUGCCAGCCUUCUUGCUGCUGAUCAAGUCCCAAGAGAACCACCAUCCUCACACAACAAAUUUCUGCUCAACUGACUCAUCUUUUGGGGGACUAAUUUACUUUGCUGCUGACAGCCACCAGGCU
Pongo pygmaeus (Bornean orangutan) is the source of this 608-nucleotide messenger RNA. Its product is annotated as keratin-associated protein 9-2-like. The coding region runs from base 1 to 507 and encodes 168 amino acids. The record is from RefSeq and is a predicted model, not a curated record. The transcript has a single exon. Lineage: Eukaryota; Metazoa; Chordata; Mammalia; Primates; Hominidae. Gene Ontology annotation, cellular component: keratin filament.